CUCCCGCUCCAGUCACACGCUGAUAGUGAUAGUGGGCAGGCCGGAAUUGGCCUUAGUGUGUCGGUUCAACAAGUGGUUUGCGUGAGGGCACUUCGACCCUCUCGAGUUUUUCAGAUUUUUUUUUGCAUCUCAUCCUCGUGUGCGCCUCACCUCGAGAUAUUGAAUUUUUUGUGAUUUUGCUACGUACUUGUGUGCUACAGUGUCGAAGUUUCGCGUCAGCGACAGAAUUUUUUUCUCAAGUUCGGAUUUUUGUCAAUUUUUGCACCGGUGACAUAAUCGUUCGCUGACCCCAGUAAUUUUUUAUCAGUGCUCGGAAAUUUUUAUGGUCUGCAGAACCAUCUCAGUGAAUUCCAAAAGAGAUCUCGUGUCACCAGCGACAGAAUUCGUGAUAGGUAAUUGUGAUUCUAGUUCGGGAUACUUUGAAGUUCUGCAAGUUGUUCGUGGUUCGCCCAACCAAUAUGUUUCAGUGAUUGAUCGACAAAGAUUUUGGAAGUUACAAGGUGAAAUCUCAACGUACGCCGAUCCUUUAGCUUUAGUGUGGUCAUCCGGCUGAUCUAGGAACAGGCGAGAAAAGUAAGUGGCAACGGAAUCGAAAAACUGUUGGGAAGUGCCUCCCAAGAUGGGUGGCGAGAAGACGAAAAGCGACUCCGAGUCGGAGCAGCGGCUGGCGGUGCUCAGCUACGAGCAAGUGCGGCGGCUCAAAGACGUCAUGGACGACACGGUGAUGAUCCACGGGCGCGGCAACUUCCCGACGCUGGAAGUGAAGCUCCGCGACCUGGUCACCGUCGUGCGGGAGAAGCUGGAGGCCCCGACGGCCGACGGCGGGCCGGCCAUGCGCGUGCGCGACAUCCGACUCAACGGCGGCUGCGCCUCGCACGUCCUCGCCACGGAGUCGCAGCCCUACAACGACCUCGACCUCAUCUUCGGCGUGGAGCUGUCCUCGACGAAGAACUUCGACCGGGUCAAAGCGGCCGUCCUCAACUCCCUCCUCGAUCUCCUGCCGGAAGGCGUCAGUCGGAAAAGGAUCUCCAGCUGCAGCCUCAAGGAAGCCUACGUCUCCAAGAUGGUGAAAGUGAACCAGGACGGGGACCGGUGGUCCCUCAUCUCCCUCGGCAACUCCCGCGGGCACAAGAACGUGGAGCUCAAGUUCGUCGACUCGAUGAAGCGUCAGUUCGAGUUCUCCGUCGACUCCUUCCAGAUCGUGCUCGACUCCCUCCUGCUCUUCUACGAGUGCUCCGACUUGCCCAUCACGGAGACCAUGUACCCGACCGUCGUGGGCGAGUCCAUGUACGGCGACUUCCAGGAGGCCCUCUACCAUCUCCAGAAGAAGCUCAUCGCGACCAGGCACCCGGAGGAGAUCCGUGGCGGCGGCCUCCUCAAGUACUGCAACCUCCUCGUCAAAAACUACCAUCCGGCCAAGCCGGACCACAUAAAAACCCUCGAGCGGUACAUGUGUUCCCGGUUCUUCAUAGACUUUCCCGACAUCCUCCAGCAGCGCGCCAAGCUGGAGAACUACCUGUGGAACCACUUCGUGGGCCCGGAGGAGGAGAGCCUCAAGUAUCAGUAUCUCUUGCUCUUGCACAACGUCGUUGAGGAGAGCACCGUCUGCCUCAUGGGCCACGAGCGUAGGCAGACGCUCAACCUCAUUGCGCAGCUGGGCAAUCAGGUCUUGUACGCCAAGCAGACCCGCUUGCUGCCCACCACUGCUUUUAUCUACGCCAAUGGUUACAAUUACUAUUACGCGCCUCUCGUCCCGUGUACCUGCACCUCUUACAUGACCUGCUCCUCCUAAUUAUUCUUCCUCUCUCUUGCGCGUCAUCACGAAUUUCGCGCAUUACCCCACUCGGCCGCCGUGUCCUCGUAGGCUGCUCUGAAAGUUUGUUACUCAUUUCUCACCUGGAACUGCACUUUUAGAUCACCUCUCAACGCCCCCCCCCUUCCACGCCCUCUUCAAGUUUACGUCCUUUUCUGACUACGCUCCUUCCGAGAGAGCUGCUUGUUUCAUACUCCAAGAUAGCUAAUGUUUUGCCUAUAAUAUUUUCCUUCGAUUAACAGCUGAGCAAUAUACUCAAUCCAAAAGGAUGACUUAUUUCCACUCCAUCUGUAAAGGUUUUUGAAAAACCAAGCAUUUCGAUCGAUAAAGAAAAAAGUGUAUAUAAUUUAUUGUCCACGAAUAAAUUUUAAAGUCUAAGUGUACCCCUUGGAAAAUAAUCUGAUUCUCUUAUGAAAUGUCGUAAAGACACCCCCAAUAUAAUCGUCAUGAGUCGGAAAGUCUUAAGCAAAAUAUCAUACACUAUUUAGUGAAACAGAAUGUUGGGAAAUUUUAUUUUUUAUCAUGAAUUAUCAAAAAAUCGAACAUUUUCAUUGAUCUCUAAUAUAGUUAGGAUCACGUUAAAAAAUGGUUCAUCUAUGGGGGCCUUUGAUUAAACAUUUUUGUAGGUGGGGGAAUUAGGGGCUCUAGAUUUAUGUGUCAGACAAAUCAUCAGUCCCAAUUAAAAACUUUAAACACAGAGGCUCACGAUUAGUUCAUACUAGACUCCAGGCACAAUUUGAUCUCAAGUUUAUUUACAGUCUCCGACAGACCAUCAUUCGACAAACGUUUUUCUCGACGGGGACGGAAGUCGCUCAUUGAUUGGUUUACGAUUGUAGGAUCACGUGAUCUCAUCGAUCGAUGCGAAAUUAAGCUUGAUUAUCAGGUUCACUCGAGCCGUCGAUAGCCUAUCCGAAAUUCGCUCUGAUAGGUGCAUAAGAUCACGCGACCCUACCAACCGAUGAGGAGCAUAGUUCAGUUCAGUUCAAUUUUUACGUAAUUUACCGUCAUUGAAAAACUUUUAAGAACCACCCCGCUGGCUGACGUGGGCAGAAUCUCAUCUCCAUGCAACUUAAGUAUAAACUAGGAAAGUCUGGUCGCGUUUUCGCAUCAAAAACUUUCUCAAAAUAUUUUUCGAACAAAAUUAUAAAUUUUUCCCUUGUUGGAAGUGUAUGUUUUCAUUAGUUAAUCUCGUAUACUGAUCCUCAACUGAAGUCAUGUUGCAUCUUUUCCUUUUCAAUUUCAAGCUUCUUUAUUUGCACUGCAUGGGUGUGCAGAGCUAUCUUAUCUAAUUCCACCCACUUGAAAAAAUAUUUUCUCGCGCUUUCAAAACAACUAUCGCGGAUUUAUAACGCAAUUCAGUAGUUUUAAUCGAAUUAUAGCCACUCAAAAUAAAAGAGGAAUAUGAGACCUUUAACCCACAGCUUUUAAUGGCAAGUGAAAGGAUCAUAGACAUUCCUCACCUUGCAAACGCAGGCAGACACACUACACGAGAACCGGUGCGUGUGCUAAUGCAUGUGCUGCUGAAACUUGAGCAUUACAAAAAAAUGAGCAACAUGUCGCGUCGUGUGUUAGAAACUCCAUCACUCGGAAUUCGAUUUGAAGAAGCUGGUGACGUGACCACAACCAAAACCAAGAAUUAUCUCUAAGACCUUCCAGUCAAGACUUUGGAGACCUGGUUUGAAAAAAACCUUAAUUUCAAAAAAAGGUAAAUUAAACAUGAAAAUUAACAAAUGAACACACGAUGGAUACCAUCAUUUUUUUCUGUUAAAAAAAGGGGGAAAAGGAAAAGAUAGAAAUCAAAUCGAAUGUAAUUAUUCCAUAAUUUUCUAAGUAUAGUCCUAAUUUCCUGGUAUUCGUCGUAAGGGAAAUUAUUACGUGAACAGUUCACACGACUUCACGUAAAAUUUUACACAAUUCUUCGCUCAAUUUAGAAUGAGUCUAAAAAGGAUUAACGUAUCAACGAAACAUUUUGAAAAGUAACGUAAAAUCGAGUUUACUUUUCCGUAAAAAUACACGAAUACAGCUCGUGAGAUAUGAAUAUUGACAUUUUUUCCUCUCACGUGAUAUUCAACCUCUUUCCAUCAGUGGCGUGGCGUGAA
Bemisia tabaci is the source of this 3912-nucleotide messenger RNA. RefSeq names its product terminal nucleotidyltransferase 5C. Gene Ontology annotation, molecular function: poly(A) RNA polymerase activity; RNA binding. Gene Ontology annotation, biological process: mRNA stabilization. The record is from RefSeq and is a predicted model, not a curated record. Lineage: Eukaryota; Metazoa; Arthropoda; Insecta; Hemiptera; Aleyrodidae.